AUGCAUCUUCUCACCUUACUCUCAUCCACCAUCUUCUCGCUGCUCAGCAGCGCAAUCUUUUGCGCACUCGUCGUGCCCGUAAAUGCUCAAUUACAUCCGCUCGAACAAGCGCAAUACCAAAUACUCCCGUCUCUCCGUGAACAAGCCGAUAUCCUGAAUGCAUGGAGGGAGGAAAGACUCGCCGCUAUACCAGGGUUACUACAAAAGUAUAAUGUCGAUGCAUGGCUGAUGAGCCAACGUGAAUACGCGGAAGACACGAUCUUCUGGUCUAUCAAAGACGCGAAACAAUUCUCCGCCCGCCGCCGGACCGUCGUACUAUUCCACUCUAACACCUCCACGCUCGCCGGCCGACCUAAUCCUAUCACCUGGAUCGACAACACAGGCGACGUCUGGCCCGAGGUACGCUCCAUACUGGAGGAUUUCGAUCCUACACACAUCGCUUUGAACACAGACCGGUCCAUCGCGUUUGGAGGUGGUCUUCAUGUCGGAGAGUACGACGUUCUGAACGAAGAGUUGGGGGAGAAAUGGAUGCAGAGGACGGUGAAUGAGCCGAUGCUGGGCGUGGAAUUCGUUGCGAAGCGGGUGCCCGGACAGAUCGAGUAUUAUCGAAGGAUGCAAGAGUCGAUAUGGGCGAUAAUUGAAGAGGGAUUCAGUGAGAAGGUCGUUGAACCUGGUGUAACGACGACUACGGACGUCGAGUGGUGGUUCAUGGAAAAGUUCCAAGAGCUGAAUGUCUCGACUUGGAAUCAUCCCCGCGUUUCUGUCAUCACACCAGAAUCCUUCCCAGGCUGGGCAGGAACGGACACUACCAUCGUAGAGGGCGACCUCUUACACGUUGACUUCGGAAUGACGGCCAUGGGGAUGAACACAGACACACAGCAUCUCGCAUACGUGCUCCGAACAAGUGAAGGGGAGACCGAUGCGCCAGAGGGCUUGAAGGCGGGGCUCAAGAAAGGUAAUCGGAUGCAGGACAUACAUCUCGAAGUCAUGAAAGCCGGGAUGACUGGCAACGAGAUAUUGCGAAAGUGCUUGGAGAUCAUGAAAGAGGAAGGUAUCGAAGGACAGAUAUAUUCGCACCCCAUAGGAGACUUCGGACACGCAGCUGGAGCUGUGAUGGGUUUCACCAACCUUCCCGUCUUCGUCCCUGUGCUCGGAGAACUGCCGGUCCUUUCGAACACAUACUACAGCAUCGAGUUAUACGCGUACCACUUCGUGCCGGAGCGGAACGAGACAUUGCGUUUCAGGUUGGAGGAGAACGUGCACUGGGUAGACGAGCAGAAAGGCUGGGAGUUCGUUCACGGAAGGCAGGAGACUUUGCAUCUAGUCAAUUGGACGCAGCCGGGCGCAAAACAGAGACCCGCACUCCUGGUUCAAUAA
This is a messenger RNA of Stereum hirsutum FP-91666 SS1, 1377 nucleotides long. RefSeq lists its product as uncharacterized. The coding region runs from base 1 to 1377 and encodes 458 amino acids. The transcript is spliced from 5 exons. Lineage: Eukaryota; Fungi; Basidiomycota; Agaricomycetes; Russulales; Stereaceae. The record is from RefSeq and is a predicted model, not a curated record.